CGCGUACUCAUUGGAGAGGCGUGGCACCAGCGGCCAUUGAAAAAUGGCGACUGUUACUGAGCUGAAAGCUGUUUUAAAGGACACCUUGGAAAAAAGGGGAGUGUUAGGACAUUUAAAAGCAAGGAUCCGUGCUGAAGUUUUCAAUGCCCUGGAUGAUGAUCGUGAAUCCCGACCAUCGUUGUCUCAUGAGAACCUUCUAAUUAAUGAAUUAAUUAGGGAGUAUUUGGAAUUCAAUAAAUAUAAAUACACAGCCUCUGUCCUCAUAGCAGAAUCUGGUCAACCUGUAGUUCCGUUGGACAGACAGUUUCUCAUCCGUGAACUAAAUGCCUUUGAAGAAUCAAAGGAUAACUCAAUCCCUCUGUUAUAUGGAAUUUUAGCCCAUUUCUUGCGUGGUCCUUCAGAUGGAGUUCAGAAUGUGCUUCUGACAGAGUCAACACUGCACCCUGCAGACAAGCAUCUCAGCUGGAAGCCCACCAGAAGACCAGAUGGUGACUACCAGAAGAAGGACACAGGGCCAAGAACCACAACUGAAGAGCUGCAUGCUGCUGCACAAGCAGUCAGUAGAUGAUGCAUGCCCUAGGCUCUUCACCUCAGCUGCGUGUGGAGUAACUAACUUAUCAUUCCCAAUGCCAUCCAUUGGACCACCACUGUUUGUAAAUUUCGAGUGUCUACAAACAUUCAGCUGCUCAUGGUUUCUUCGGAACGCUGGUCUGUCAUCUAGCUUGCUGGAUGCCACUGGGGGACAUUUCUUGUUUUUAGGAUGUAUUUUUAAAGUUCUCAUUUGUGAAAUCCAAAAGGGCUUUUUAGUACUUUGUAUAAUUUUUUUGUUUUGUUUUUGAAGGCCAGCUCUAAGGGCUGAUGAUGUGCUGCUGGUAAAGCUCUCCCCUCCCAUGUGCAAGGUCCUGGGUUCAGUCCUAGCACUGAAGAAAGAAAACACAAGAACAGGUCUUUGUCCAUAGGCUCUGCUCAUUAAACUUUUUUCAGCUAGAAUUAUACGGACCUAUGGGGAAAGUCAUUCAUGUUUUGAAAAAAUAUUUAAAGGAGCAUUAAAACCAAAACGUAAUUUGUAUAAAGUUUGAUUUUUAAAAAAAUAUCUGCAUUACUGCCUGCUCCAACUAGUUUUGUGUCAACUUGAUACAAGCUAGAAUGAUUUGGGAAGAGGGACUCUGAAUUGAGAAAACCCCUCAAUCAGACUGGCUUCUGGGCAAACCUGUAGUACAUUUUUCUUAUUCAUGAUUGAUGUGGGAGGGUCCAGCCCAUUGUGGGUAGUGUCACCCCUGAGCAGGUGAUCCUGGGUUCAGGAAGAAAGACUGAGCAAGCUGUGGGGAGCAAGCCAAUAAGUAGCACUCCUUUGUGGCCUCCGCAUCAGCUUCCGCCCUGGCUUCUCUCAGUGAUGAACUGUAAGCUGAAUAAACCAUUUGCUUCCCAA
This is a messenger RNA of Mastomys coucha (southern multimammate mouse), 1429 nucleotides long. RefSeq names its product FGFR1OP N-terminal like (gene Cep20). Gene Ontology annotation, cellular component: centrosome; ciliary basal body; motile cilium. Bases 44 to 568 code for a protein of 174 amino acids. Gene Ontology annotation, biological process: microtubule anchoring; cilium assembly. The record is from RefSeq and is a predicted model, not a curated record. The transcript has 5 exons. Lineage: Eukaryota; Metazoa; Chordata; Mammalia; Rodentia; Muridae. Gene Ontology annotation, molecular function: protein binding.